GGGAGGGCGUGGAGGGGGGGAAGCGGAAACUUUCCUAUAAAACUCAGCAAAAGUCCCUCCUCUCCACGUCAGGCCAAUGACACUGCUGCCCCCAAACUUUCCGCCAGCAGGAGCUAUAAGAACCUCCAAGUCUUCAACUUUCUCCCAAUCCCAGACACCUCGAAGGGGCUCCAAGGAGGGAUCGGGAGGGAUUUUUUUUUUUGGUUGGCCUUUUUAUUUUUUUCCUCUUGGAUCCUGAUGCCAUCCCCCCUCCCCCCAAAGUGAGGUCCUCCCUCCUUCCUUCCCUCCUCCUUCUCCUCGCAGGCCAGCGAAGCAGCCGAUCAAGGGGGAGCUGGCGGGUUAGGUGCCCCCCUCUUCUCCCUGCCCUCCCCCCCCUCCCGGCCCGCUUCUCGCGUCUCCCCCCAGAGAUGAUGCAGCAGGACGAGUCAAACUCGCCAGUCUCCCCCGCCGACGACAGCUUGAGCAACAGCGAAGAGGAGCCGGACCGGCAGCAGCUGCCCAACAACAAGAGAGGGGGGCGCAAGCGCCGCUCCAGCCGCCGCAGCGCCGGCGGAGCCGUCGGGGCCGCGGACGAGCCCUGCAGCCCGGCCCAAGGCAAGCGGGGCAAGAAGUGCGGGGCGGGCGGGGGCGGCGGGGGCGGCGGAAGCAGCAGCGGCGGCGGCAGCCCCCAGUCCUACGAGGAGCUGCAGACCCAGCGGGUCAUGGCCAACGUGCGGGAGCGGCAGCGCACGCAGUCGCUGAACGAAGCCUUCGCCGCCCUGCGGAAGAUCAUCCCCACGCUGCCCUCGGACAAGCUGAGCAAGAUCCAGACCCUCAAGCUGGCGGCCAGGUACAUCGACUUCCUCUACCAGGUCUUACAGAGCGACGAGCUGGACUCCAAGAUGGCAAGCUGCAGCUAUGUGGCCCACGAGCGGCUCAGCUACGCCUUCUCGGUGUGGAGAAUGGAGGGCGCCUGGUCCAUGUCCGCAUCCCACUAGCAGGCGGCGUCUCCCACCCGCAUCCCCCCGGCAGGAGCCCUAGAUGACAUUGUUCCCACAGAAGGAGAAAAUGGACAAUCUAGAGACUCUGAAGUUGGAUACGAUUUUUUUUGAUCUUGUCUAACAAAAAACGUACCAAGGAUUUCUUGGAAACUAGAAGAGUAAUAUCCAAAUUCAAAGCAGGGCGUGGGGAGCACUUAAGGAAAGUGAAAGAGAGAAGGGCUUUGGACAGUGACUACCCUUUGGGCGUCGGUACAAUCCACACAUCUCUGCAUUCUGAUAGAAGUCUGAAUCGUUCAAUUUUUUUUUUUUUUUUAAUUUUGACGAAGAAUGUUGGAAUUGAACUUUUUUUUUAAUUUGCCCUUUUUUUUUUUUUUGCAUGCAUGCAUUCCCAAGAGGUCGUGCCUAUGAGCCACUGAUGAAAGGAAAUACAUUAUUGUGGACUUUCUUCAUUCUUGAAUGAAACCAAGCAGCCAACCAAAAAUAUCCCUGUAGAGAUGAAAACCUUUUUUUUUUUUAGGGGGGAAUAAGCUGGGCUCAAGCUGUUAUAUACCCGGUUCCUAACUUUUUUAUUAUUAUUAUUUUUCCUCUGAGAAAAAAAAAAAUAAACAUUUUAUUUAUUUAUUGAUGACCCAUGUUAAAAUGCAAAUAGAUCCGGUGUCUAAAUGCAUUCCUAUUUUUAUGAUUGUUUUGUAAAUAUCAUUGUAUAUUAUUUUUCUGCAAUAAAUAAAUAUGAUUGAAAUUUUAA
Corvus hawaiiensis (hawaiian crow) is the source of this 1725-nucleotide messenger RNA. It is a transcript of the gene TWIST1, whose product is annotated as twist family bHLH transcription factor 1. Bases 408 to 977 code for a protein of 189 amino acids. The record is from RefSeq and is a predicted model, not a curated record. Gene Ontology annotation, molecular function: RNA polymerase II transcription regulatory region sequence-specific DNA binding; protein dimerization activity; DNA-binding transcription factor activity, RNA polymerase II-specific. The transcript is spliced from 2 exons. Gene Ontology annotation, biological process: regulation of transcription by RNA polymerase II; developmental process. Lineage: Eukaryota; Metazoa; Chordata; Aves; Passeriformes; Corvidae.